CUGCCGGGAUCGCGUCUCUGUCCAUGAGGGGGGGAGGGGGUGGCGCGCGCGCCAUUUCUAGUCGUUUUCAAAGCGCCUCGCGCUGAUUCUCACGGGCCCGGCCGCCGGCCCCAGCUCUGCCCCGCAGCAUAAUAAAAUGGCUAAUCAGGUGAAUGGUAAUGCGGUACAGUUAAAAGAAGAGGAAGAACCAAUGGAUACUUCCAGUGUAACUCACACAGAACACUACAAGACACUGAUAGAGGCAGGCCUCCCACAGAAGGUGGCAGAAAGACUUGAUGAAAUAUUUCAGACAGGAUUGGUAGCUUAUGUCGAUCUUGAUGAAAGAGCCAUUGAUGCUCUCAGGGAAUUUAAUGAAGAAGGAGCUCUGUCUGUACUACAGCAGUUCAAGGAAAGUGACUUAUCACAUGUUCAGAACAAAAGUGCAUUUUUAUGUGGAGUUAUGAAGACCUACAGGCAAAGGGAGAAACAGGGGAGCAAGGUGCAAGAGUCUACAAAGGGACCCGAUGAAGCAAAGAUCAAGGCCUUGCUUGAGAGGACUGGUUAUACCCUGGAUGUAACCACAGGACAGAGGAAGUAUGGUGGUCCUCCACCAGACAGUGUGUACUCUGGCAUGCAACCUGGAAUUGGAACAGAAGUCUUUGUAGGUAAAAUACCAAGAGAUUUAUAUGAGGAUGAGUUGGUGCCCCUUUUUGAAAAGGCUGGUCCCAUUUGGGAUCUACGUCUUAUGAUGGAUCCACUGUCUGGUCAGAACAGAGGGUAUGCAUUUAUCACCUUCUGUGGAAAGGAAGCUGCACAGGAAGCUGUUAAACUGUGUGACAGCUAUGAAAUUCGCCCUGGUAAACACCUUGGAGUGUGCAUUUCUGUGGCAAACAACAGGCUUUUUGUUGGAUCAAUUCCGAAGAAUAAGACUAAAGAAAACAUUCUGGAAGAAUUCAGUAAAGUCACAGGUUUAACAGAGGGUUUGGUGGACGUUAUUCUCUAUCAUCAACCCGAUGACAAAAAGAAGAAUCGGGGGUUCUGCUUCCUUGAGUAUGAGGAUCACAAGUCAGCAGCACAAGCCAGACGCCGGCUGAUGAGUGGAAAAGUAAAAGUAUGGGGAAAUGUAGUUACAGUUGAAUGGGCUGACCCUGUGGAAGAACCAGAUCCAGAAGUCAUGGCUAAGGUGAAAGUUUUAUUUGUGAGAAACUUGGCUACUACAGUGACAGAAGAAAUAUUGGAAAAGUCGUUUUCUGAAUUCGGAAAACUUGAAAGAGUGAAGAAGUUGAAAGAUUAUGCAUUUGUUCAUUUUGAAGACAGAGGAGCAGCUGUUAAGGCCAUGGAUGAAAUGAAUGGCAAAGAAAUAGAAGGGGAAGAAAUUGAAAUAGUCUUAGCCAAGCCACCAGACAAGAAAAGGAAAGAGCGCCAAGCUGCUAGACAGGCCUCCAGAAGCACUGCGUAUGAAGAUUAUUACUAUCACCCUCCUCCUCGUAUGCCACCUCCAAUUAGAGGUCGGGGUCGUGGUGGGGGGAGAGGUGGAUAUGGCUACCCUCCAGAUUACUAUGGCUAUGAAGAUUACUAUGAUGAUUACUAUGGUUAUGAUUAUCACGACUAUCGUGGAGGCUAUGAAGAUCCCUACUACGGCUAUGAUGAUGGCUAUGCAGUAAGAGGAAGAGGAGGAGGAAGGGGAGGGCGAGGUGCUCCACCACCACCAAGGGGGCGGGGAGCACCACCUCCAAGAGGUAGAGCUGGCUAUUCACAAAGGGGGGCACCUUUGGGACCACCAAGAGGCUCUAGGGGUGGCAGAGGGGGUCCUGCACAACAGCAGAGAGGCCGUGGUUCCCGUGGAUCUCGGGGCAACCGUGGGGGCAAUGUAGGAGGCAAGAGAAAGGCAGAUGGGUACAACCAACCUGAUUCCAAGCGCCGUCAGACCAACAACCAACAGAACUGGGGUUCCCAGCCCAUCGCUCAACAGCCGCUUCAGCAAGGUGGUGACUAUUCUGGUAACUAUGGUUACAAUAAUGACAACCAGGAAUUUUAUCAGGAUACUUAUGGGCAACAGUGGAAAUAGACAAGUGAGGGCUUGAAAAUGAUACUGGCAAGAUACGAUUGGCUCUAGAUCUACAUCCUUCAAAAAAAAAAUUGGCUUAUCUGUUUCAUCUUUAAGUAGCAAUUUGCUGCCAUUUGUAUUGGGCUGAAGAAAUCACUAUUGUGUAUAUACUCAAGUCUUUUUAUUUUUUCCUCUUUUCAUAAAUGCUCUUGGACAUUAUUGGGCUUGCAGAGUUCCCUUAUUCUGGGAGUUACAAUGCUUUUAUCCUUUCAGGCUUCAUUUUAGCUUCAAAACAAGCUGAGCACACUGUUAAAUCAUGAUUUUGCAGAACCUUUGGUUUUGGACAGCUUCAUUUUUUGGAUUUGGGAUAGAUUACCUAGCAAUAUGGAGUAUGCUGUAAAUAAAAAUACAAGCUAGUGCUUUGUCUUAGUAGUUUUAAGAAAUUAAAGCAAACAAAUUUAAGUUUUCUUGUAUUGAAAAUAACCUAUGAUUGUAUGUUUUGCAUUCCUAGAAGUAGGUCAACUGUGUUUUUAAAUUGUUAUAACUUCACACCUUUUUGAAAUCUGCCCUACAAAAUUUGUUUGGCUUAAACGUCAAAGCCGUGACAAUUUGUUCUUUGAUGUGAUUGUAUUUCCAAUUUCUUGUUCAUGUAAGAUUUCAAUAAAACUCAAAAAUCUAUUCAAAACAUUA
This is a messenger RNA of Physeter macrocephalus (sperm whale), 2716 nucleotides long. It is a transcript of the gene HNRNPR, whose product is annotated as heterogeneous nuclear ribonucleoprotein R. The coding region runs from base 137 to 2047 and encodes 636 amino acids. Lineage: Eukaryota; Metazoa; Chordata; Mammalia; Artiodactyla; Physeteridae. The transcript is spliced from 11 exons. The record is from RefSeq and is a predicted model, not a curated record. Gene Ontology annotation, molecular function: mRNA binding. Gene Ontology annotation, cellular component: nucleus; ribonucleoprotein complex.